GGUGCAACUUCAGUGGUGUCUCCGUCUCAGACUCGGGUGUCUAGUCGCUCCACUUGUUGGCGCGAUAAUUGAUUUUUCCGUAAAUAAUUUAUGACGCACGUAACUGACAGUUUGCAACUUGUAGAUUAAAAACUGCCACUGACCAGCAGCUCUAUAAAUCAGGCGUAUCACUUAUUAGCUUUCAAUUAUCCAAAAAUAAAAUGGUAAACCAUGCAACUCCUUCAUCUCUCUCUCUCUUCCUCUCCUGCAGUGAUCAUGUUAUCCACCCGCCAAGUUUGCUUACUCUUCGGUUGCCUCUCGCUGGCCCUGAGCAUGGUACAAGCCCAAUUCUUCUAUCAUCAGGCGCUUGGAUUGUCCUCUAAGCCGUCAUAUGAGCCAGAGUCCCAAUAUGUGGGUUAUGCCACAGCGGAUGCACAUCCUUCGGUGGUAAAGAAUGCCCAGUGGGAGUCGGAGUUACCAGCUGAAUUCUCCAAGAGCGCACGAUUCUACAACAAUCCGGUUAUAGCUGCCAAUCUGGCCAAGGAAUCGUUGCUUACCCGCAAGGAGAUGGCUGUGGUGCAUCGCGAGGCCGAAAAGAUUCCCCGAGAACAGGUCUACAAACUCUUCAAGAACGCGGGCUAUUUGAGUCGCCGUUAGAUCGGCAGUCUAUAUACAUUUUUAAAGUGCCUUGUUGUAUUCUAGUUUGUAGUUUGUUAAUACAUUUUAAACUAAC
Messenger RNA from Drosophila innubila, 712 nucleotides. RefSeq lists its product as uncharacterized. The record is from RefSeq and is a predicted model, not a curated record. The transcript has a single exon. Bases 211 to 636 code for a protein of 141 amino acids. NCBI's taxonomy places the organism in Eukaryota, Metazoa, Arthropoda, Insecta, Diptera, Drosophilidae.